Pomacea canaliculata is the source of this 3178-nucleotide messenger RNA. Its product is annotated as exonuclease V-like. The record is from RefSeq and is a predicted model, not a curated record. The coding region runs from base 52 to 1215 and encodes 387 amino acids. Gene Ontology annotation, molecular function: single-stranded DNA 5'-3' DNA exonuclease activity. Gene Ontology annotation, biological process: interstrand cross-link repair. The transcript has 5 exons. Lineage: Eukaryota; Metazoa; Mollusca; Gastropoda; Architaenioglossa; Ampullariidae. Gene Ontology annotation, cellular component: nucleus.
GAGCCUAACUUGUUGCACUUCCGGUCAAGCGCGAGGUUAGAGAUAUUUAAAAUGUCAGCACGGACAAACAUUGCUGACGAAGAAGACUGGAGUGAUUUAGAUGAAUCAUCCAUGAUAAAGAUAGAUGGAGGUAUUGACGAGCAUGAUGAAACAAGUGGACUAGAACUUAAAAAUAAUAAAAGCAACAAAGAUUUUCAGAAGUCUGAGCAGCAGGUAAAUGGCUCAUCAACUAAAAUCUUAAGCACUAAAAGAGGUGUGUGUAAGCAGGCACCACCUCCUUUGAUACAGUUCUGCAGGUCUCGCUACCUCUGUGUAACAGACAUCACACAACAGCUAUGGUGUGAGCAGCAACUGCAGUAUAGAAUGAUGGGGGUUGAGCCAGGGUUGACAGAUAUGCAGGAGAUUGAGGCUGGGGACGUGCCUUUGUCUGUUAAAGAUAAAGAGGAAGUCAAAAAAGGAAAGUCACUUCAUUAUGCUAGAGAACUAGAAACUCACGAUGUUGUGGAUGUCAAAAUUUCAUCAAACACUGACAAAUGGGCCUUGAACAUUCUAAAUUUGCUGGUGGCCAUGAGAGGAUUUUUUUCUGGAAUUGCUAAAGCUAGAGAAGUCCCAAUCUUUGGGGACCUUGGCACCGGCGACAUGCUGUUUGGAAUUAUUGAUGAGCUCCACUUUGAUGAAAAAACCUACAGUCUUCAUCUGCUAGAAUUGAAGACAAGGAAAAGCACAAGACUUCCAGGGGUGGCUCAAGCGAAACAAAAUGCACUCCAGGUGCAAAUCUACAAGAGAUUGUGGGACAACUUAGUUAAGGGGAAUAUGUCAGCAGAUUUCUUCUUGAAGAAGCUUUGCCUUGAAGAUUCAGCUGACUUGCCUCUCAGUGAUGAAAUUAUAAAGCACAUGGACCAGUUGCCAAUGUCAACAGUCUCUCUUAGAAACCUUUUUUCUCUGUUGCUCUCCACUGCUCAGAGUCUGGUUUGUAUUGGCUCUAUGUCUAUUGAAUACGUUCACCAAGACACACAUGAUUUGAUUGGUCAUGUGGAAGUCAAGGAAGAGGAAGAUUGGAUGUGGCAGACAGUUCUGCAUUCCUUAGAGUUUUGGCAUGGACAGAGAGAAUGUGAAGGAGUAGAAGUAGAAGAGGCAUGGAAGUGUGGCAUGUGUGAAUAUGGAAAUAUCUGUGAGUGGCGAAGGAAGAAAAUUUCCAGCCAUAUACAAAAGUAAUUUUAUAAAGUUUUGGGUUUAUCACAAUUUUUAAUGUCUUCCUUAAGGUAUAUGACCUUUUGGUCUUCCGUCAUUUUAUAGUACUCUUAAAAAUUCUGCAUAGCAAUAAAAUAUUUAUGUAUGAGAACCUUCAUUCAUUUUAAGAAAGUCAAUUUUCUUUAGAUUAUUCAGUAUAAGAUACUUUAACCAGUACAGAAUUUUAACUACCUAUAGGUUGGCAGAAGCCAUCUGCCAAAGACCUGGGUUUCAAAAUCUUAACAACAGAGACAAAGUUUUUUUUUAAGUUCCCCAUUCUGCUGCCGGGUGAUUAAUUUACUUCAUAAAUAUAGCUUCUGGUACAUUAAAACUCAAAAAACUACUGUUCUGUGUGUCUUCAUUUUUGGUAGGCGCAGGAGACUUGAGAUUUUGUUAAGAAAUGUGAGAAAACUAUAAAACGUUAACAUGAAAAAACAUACAGUAAGAUGGCUGGGAACUUUUUGUUUACGUUGCAGCAAGACUUCUAUAGAGGCUGCAAGUUAAGCCAUUGUGUGUGUUAUUGAAAUCUUACAGUCAUUCAAGUUUUUCUCCAGGACUUUGACAUGUUAAAGAAGUUGAUCGCUUGAUACACUUUAGUGACACAUUCACUCGUCCAAGAUGACUUUCUUUUUCAGUACUGCUAUCUGUGAAGGUCAUGCAGGCAAAAAAGAUAUAGUCAUAAUCCUAAAUUAUUAUUAACAUGACCACACUAUGAGCGUACAUAAGAUUAUGAAUGCAACACCAAUAACAUUCACAUUACUUGUACACAAAAUGUGCAAUACACAUUCAAGCAUAGGUGAACACAAUUGCGAAACAGAUGUAGAAGCAGAUUCUGCUUUCAUUUUAGGCUUUUUCAAGAAAAAUACCCAAACACUGCAAACCAACUGCAUCCCACUUUAUUAUGUACAGAUUAUCAAACCAGAAGGUAUUCCUGUACCUGAAGAUUUACACCUAUUGACCAAACUCCCAGUGUUUUAUUGUGUAAGCAAUUUCUGUAUUUGAUAUGUUGAAAAUAAUCUUUCCAGUUAUUAAUUACCAAUAAUUUUCAUCCCUGAAGAAAAAUAAAUUAACAAAACUGAACUGUUUGAUACUAAAGGCACUGACAAUUUCCUGGUAACACAAUAAGAUUAGAUAGCACCAAUGGUAACUGCUGCUAGUGUAAUUGACCCAAGUGGCAGUCAGGUGACUGAACUUUACAGUAUGACUGGCAAGAAACUAAAUUUCUGUGAGCACUCACAUUGGAGUGAACAUUUCCAUAUUGAUUGCUGAAAUGUAGCCUUAAAGCUGUCGGCUCUUACCAAAGAUGCCAGAGCAAAGGCUGUUGAGAUCAAGAAAACCUAUUAUUUAACAAAAUGCUCCCAAGGCAGCCCUAUGCUCCUCAAGGAGUAAUAAGGAAUAAACUAAAAACUAAUGCUCCCAAAAAUAGAUGACGGCUGAAAAUACCGAAAGAAAUCGUCACAAAGUGAAAUUGUCUUAUUUUUCAGUUUUUUCUUGAGACUAAAAAUAAUGUUAUUUUCAUCUCUCCAUGGUUAUAUUCUUCCAAAAUAAAAACCAAUAAAAAUCAGAAUAUACAUGCAAUGAAUACUUAUGAUUCUUCUACACACACAUUUUCACAUAUCACAAAAAAAUAUAUUAGGUGCACUCUCCUUGUUUUCUUCUUUUGCAUCUUUGAAAGGCUUGUAAAAGAGAAACUAUGUAUGUGCAUAGAGUGAGUAAAGAUACAGAGAUCAACAUUUUUAUGUAUGCUUGUAACCUGAAGUUUAUGUUGAUUGUCUAAAUAAAAGAACACACACAAAAAUAAAAUAGAGGUGAUUGGUUCUCUUAUAAACAAAAAUUAGUGCAUAAUUAUGCAUUUGCAGAUGAGUUCUAUUUGGGAAUGUCACCAUUAGUACAAAUUCAGUAGAAAAAAAUGCUCUAUAUUAAGAGCCAUAAACUCCACUCGUGAACA